GGAGCGGGGGGUGCCCGGCGUGGCGAAACCGCACGGGGCGCCGAUGCCUCCUGCCAGGGGAGCACACAAGUGACCGGCAUCUCUUCCCAUGUCUGUCUCCUGAAGCGACCCCCCCCACCCCCCGCCCGGCAUGGAUGUGGCCAACAAUACUACCUCCCUAGCGCGCUCCCCCGAGGGGACAAGCGGCCCUGGGCUCGCCGAGAUGACCCUGGGCUACCAGGUGCUCACCUCCCUGCUCCUGGGCACGCUUAUCCUGUGCGCCGUGAGUGGCAACGCCUGCGUGAUCGCAGCCAUCGCCCUGGAGCGCUCCCUGCAAACCGUGGCCAACUAUUUGAUCGGUUCGCUGGCCGUCACCGACCUCAUGGUGUCCGUGCUGGUGCUGCCCAUGGCGGCCCUCUACCAGGUGCUGAACAAGUGGACGCUGGGGCAGGUCACCUGCGACAUCUUCAUCUCGCUGGACGUGCUUUGCUGCACCUCUUCUAUCCUGCACCUGUGCGCCAUCGCUUUGGACAGGUACUGGGCCAUCACGGACCCCAUUGACUAUGUUAACAAGCGAACUCCCCGGCGGGCGGCCGUGCUCAUCAGCCUGACCUGGCUUAUCGGCUUCUUGAUAUCCAUCCCGCCCAUGCUGGGCUGGAGGACGCCGGAGGACCGCUCAGACCCCGACGCCUGCACCAUCAGCAAGGACCACGGGUACACCAUCUACUCCACCUUCGGCGCCUUCUACAUUCCGCUUCUUCUCAUGCUGGUGCUCUACGGUCGCAUCUUUAAGGCGGCACGCUUUAGGAUUCGCAAGACAGUAAAGAAAGCAGAGAAGAAAAAAAUCGCCGACACCUGCCUCACUCUCUCUCCGGCCACCGUGAAGAAAGGCAACGGGGAGCCCAGCAAGGGCUGGCGGCGGACUGCAGAGCCCAAGGCCGGCAAUUGUGUCAACGGCGCGGUGCGGCAGGGCCAGGAUGGGACCGCCCUGGAGAUCAUUGAGGUACAGCACUGCAACAGUUCCUCCAAGACUCACCUGCCGCUGCCCAGCGAGGCGUGCGGCUCCCCACCUCUGCCCUCUUUCGAGAGGCGCAACGAGAAGAACACGGAAGCCAAACGGAGAAUGGCUCUGUCCCGGGAGAGGAAGACUGUCAAGACCCUGGGCAUCAUUAUGGGCACCUUUAUCCUCUGCUGGCUGCCGUUCUUCAUCGUGGCCCUGGUCCUGCCCUUUUGUGACAGUAAGUGCUACAUGCCCGAGUGGCUGGGGGCAGUCAUCAACUGGCUGGGCUACUCCAACUCCCUUCUCAACCCCAUUAUCUAUGCCUAUUUCAACAAAGACUUCCAAAGUGCUUUUAAGAAAAUUAUCAAGUGCAAAUUUUGCCAGCAGUGAAGCCCACCGCUCCGGAACGGAGCAAUGGGGUCCUGUUACUUCCUCCACCCCGCUGCCCUGAGCCGCAGCGUGCCCCCGCCCAGCCCCUGCACACCCUUCCGAAGGGCGGGGGACUCUGGCAUCCCCGCUCCGCGCAGUACGCCCGAGUCACUCGCUUUACUCCCGCCGGACAAGCCUUGCGGGUCACGGCAGGGCUCCGCUGGGAACGACGGGGGACGCCCGGCCCGGGAGGGCUCCGCGGCCGCCCUCGUCUCUCCCAGCCUCCGCUGCCGAGCGCCGGCGCUCCCGCCUCCCUCCCACUCUCCAUCGUUCUGGGUAGACUUAGGGUUUGCAGGUCGUUGCUUGUGGUGGCUGUAAACCAGAGCGUCUGCCCGAGUAGCAUCGGUAAAACAAAACCACCCUAUGCAGGAAACCGCCGUGUCGGGGAUUAUUCUUGGAUUUACGAGGCGACGGCAGUGGACUGGUCGACUUCGGUCUGGGGGUGUGAGUAUGGAGGCUGAAGGCGACUCCUUGAGCAGAGGAAGGAGCUUUGAGCACGUUGCUUCCCUGUUUGGGAAACCCUCAAGUAGAUGUUCUUGGGGGAAAACCGCCCACGUUUGGUAAUCUUGCAAAGUAACUCCUUGCCUGCGUUACGUGUUGCCUGACAGCCCUCCUGGUACGCUAGGACCUGCCAGUUCAUCGGGGUUCCCUUUGUUACAACACAGGGAAAUUAUAGAACUUUAAACCCGAACCGCACGCCUCAUUAUAUAUGGAGAUUUAUGGGGAUUAUUUUUUAAAAAUGCUUUGCACCGAGUGUUUCCCAGCAAGGAAAGGCUUGGCGCCAUGCGUCCGUGCGUCUGUCCCUGAGUACACCGCGCACGUAACGCACAGGGAGUUUCAGCAGCCUGCGAAGUAGCGUUUCUUUAUUUUUUUACCCUCUCUCUCUUUUUUUUUUUUUUUUUUUUUUUUCUUUCCUUCCUUAGACGCUUGAAAGUUUCUCCUGAGACAUUGCAGUUGCUUUAAAGUCAGUCAGCUGCGGCACAUUUUGCUCGGGAGGAAAAAAAAAAUAAAAGAGAAAGAAAGAUAAACAACAAAACGAUCCAAACCUAUCAACCAAAACAUUGCCAUGUGCUCCGUGGCAGUAGGGGAGGGGCCGAGAGCAUCAGCAAGCGGCAGUCGCAGGUGGGGAAAACAGCAUCUCGCCGCAGAGAAAGGAUAGGCUCUUUCCUCCUCCGGGCGAGCCCCGGCGGCGGUAAGCACGACCUUCCAGUCUGACAAGGUCUGAGAGCCACGGCCAGAAGCAGGCUGAGGGUUCUGUCCUGAGACUUCUCCUUGCUGACCUGGCUGGUCCCCAGGGCGGAUCUGCAAGCCUCUGCCGCUGGCGCAGCUGCUUGGCCCCGGGAAACCCGGUGUACUUCUCCUUCCCCGCCUGCCUGGGGUUGGGGCAGGACAGCGUUGCCCGCCGCAAAGCCCCUCCUGCCCCCCUCCCCUCCACUGCCCAUGCCUUUCCCUCCGGCUGCGGCCGGGAGCUGGAAUCGCUUUCGGCCCGGGGAGGAGGGGAAAGGCGCCGGGCCGAAUACUGGCACCGGGCCGGCUGCCGUUUACCCCUGCGACGGGUUGCCUGAAAUGAAUGCUUGACCAAAUAUAUAUUUUUUUCCUGUUUAUUUUUGUGUAGUCUCUAUUGCUUGUAAGUAAAAGGGAAUGUGAAAUACGUGUGUCACGUGAAUGUAAGUGUCCAGUAAUUUCUGAACUUCCACCGCUUACAUUAAACGAAAAUAGUGCUUUUGACAA
Taeniopygia guttata (zebra finch) is the source of this 3139-nucleotide messenger RNA. It is a transcript of the gene HTR1A, whose product is annotated as 5-hydroxytryptamine receptor 1A. NCBI's taxonomy places the organism in Eukaryota, Metazoa, Chordata, Aves, Passeriformes, Estrildidae. Gene Ontology annotation, molecular function: G protein-coupled serotonin receptor activity. Gene Ontology annotation, biological process: regulation of behavior; positive regulation of MAPK cascade; regulation of vasoconstriction. The record is from RefSeq and is a predicted model, not a curated record. Gene Ontology annotation, cellular component: plasma membrane.